Molecule: messenger RNA, 921 nt
Organism: Propithecus coquereli (Coquerel's sifaka)
Lineage: Eukaryota; Metazoa; Chordata; Mammalia; Primates; Indriidae
Gene: CPXCR1
Product: CPX chromosome region, candidate 1
Exons: 2
Coding region: 1-921 (306 amino acids)
Source: RefSeq, a predicted model, not a curated record
AUGACUUCUCCUACUAAAGAAGGAAGUGAUCCAGCUGACAGUAUUCUCGAAAAUUCUGAAAAUGAGACUCCAAAUGACUGUAAUAGAGACAUAGAGCCUCUAUCUGCAGAUCCCAAUAUUAUCUCUCAGGUGGAAAACAACCCAAUAAAUAGGGAGCCAGACACAACCACCUCCCAGGAGGAUAUUGUUCCUCAAGCAGCAGAAAACAGUGAGCUUGAAGCAGACAAGAUUCAAAAAGACACUGAAAAGGAAGAUAUAAAAGAAGAAGAGUCUUUUCUAAUUCAGAUCCCCAUUCCUAGAAAAUGGGUCUUCCUUAUUCCCUUAACUGACAGAUCAAGAUUCUACUCAGGGAAAGUGGAGAUGAAAACAAGCUGUCUCCCUCAUAGCACCAUAAAUUACAAAAUUCCUCUCAAACUUUCAAUUCCGUGGAGAAUCCCAUUUAUUAGCAAUCAUGAGAUAAGAAGAAUGAUUCUCCGUCUGCUCUGUGGGAGACAGUUCUCUCGGUCUACAGGCCGUCCAAAUACCAAGUGGGUAAAGCAAAAAUAUAUAGCAUUUCUUCCUCACCCAAAUGUCCUCAUCCAUGAUGAGAGAGCAAUAAUAUUCAGAAGGCCUUUGAGGGUGUACUACUACCGUCCCCUAAUUGAGAGAAUGACAUCAGGAAAAUUUUGCGGAUCAAUUGACGCUAAAGGGAAGGAUGGAUUUUAUGUUUUUGUUAUGCCCGUGUUCUAUAUCCAACAGACCCGAAUUCAAAACACAUUUAAUGGAGAAGCUUUUGAGCAUCAGUUGAUAUCUCGCCAUGACAUGAGGGUUGUGAUCAUAAACACCAGUAAUGGUUGGAAAUACCUAUGCCCCAUAUGUGGGUGUAGUUUCAACAAUUUCGUUGAAUUUGGGCAGCAUUCAUGCAGCUUUCCUGGGAAUUAA